AUGAGCGAAAUUCAUACAAUUUUUGUCACUUUCUUGGUUUAUUUUAUUUUAAAGAACUUCAAGGAAGAUAUAGGUUUCUGCGGUAAAAUGGUGAAGGGCAAGCAGGACCGAAAGACUCGCAACGCCAUCAAUGAGAUCGUCACCCGGGAGUACACGAUCCACAUGCAUAAGAGGAUCAAGGGAGUUGGAUCUAAGAAACGUGCUCCUCGAGCGAUUGAUGAGAUUCGUAAGUUCGCCAAGCAGCAGAUGAACACUGAGGAUGUUCGUGUUGACACAAGGUUGAACAAAUUCGUAUGGUCAAAGGGAAUCAAAAACGUACCGUUCCGUAUUCGCGUCCGUUUGUCGAGACGCCGCAACGAGGAUGAAGACUCUGUACACAAACUGUACACCUUGUGCACAUUCGUUCCCUGCACCAACUUCAAGGGACUCACCAACGUUAACGUUGACAGUGAAGACCCUGAUACAGUUCCAGUUGUAUAG
Messenger RNA from Necator americanus (New World hookworm), 480 nucleotides. RefSeq lists its product as uncharacterized. Gene Ontology annotation, molecular function: structural constituent of ribosome. NCBI's taxonomy places the organism in Eukaryota, Metazoa, Nematoda, Chromadorea, Rhabditida, Ancylostomatidae. The coding region runs from base 1 to 480 and encodes 159 amino acids. Gene Ontology annotation, biological process: cytoplasmic translation. The transcript has 6 exons. Gene Ontology annotation, cellular component: cytosolic large ribosomal subunit; ribosome. The record is from RefSeq and is a predicted model, not a curated record.